GCCGCGGCGGGGGCGGAUGGAGACAGCGGGCACGGCGGCGGGCUGGGUUAUUUUCUUCCAUCUUCCUCUCAUCUCUGGAAGCUCCAUCAGUAUUGGGAUAGGCAGCAAUUAUUCCAAUCUCCCAUUUGCCUCGAACCAGAGCAGCCCGUCCAGCGCCUUCCCCAGCCCCGCGGAGCACGGCGGUGACAGCAGCCUGCUGGUGUCCCCACUGCUGGUGGCAGGGGUGGUCAUCGGGCUGGUGCUGUCCCUGUCCUGUGCCACCAUCGUGGUGGGCAGCCUGCGCAAGGACAGCCGGCUCGGCCAGCCGCACCUGCCCAGGGAGGCUGCGGACGCUCCAGAUGGUUUCUCUCAUGGCGGCUCCUCUGCAGAGCUGAGAUCCACCUGCAGCGAGGAGUUCCCCCCUGCCUGUGAUUUUGACUCCUAUCUGGAUAUACUUUCUCAGGUGCACAUCAUGUAUCCUGAUCCACCUCCAUGCUACGACGAAUGUGUGGGGCCAGGAGCGACACAAAUAUAUAUUCCUACAGAUGAUCCCCCCCCAUAUUCCCUUAUGGACCCUUGCCAAAGAAAUGAAAUACGUAUAAAUAUCUGUAACAGCCAGGAAGAGGAAGCAGCAACUGGGACUGCAAGACGGGCUGCACAUUCUGCAGUGAGGCUGCAGGACUUGCAGCAGCCCAGCUUGGCCAUCUCGGUGAUCUCCCAGUGCGGAGGCUGCUCCCCCAUUCGGGACAGUGGGGUGUGAGCACACCUGCUCCAACAGAAACAUGGAACAUUCUCCCACUGGCCAUCAGACCCCAAAACUUGUCAAUGAA
Molecule: messenger RNA, 809 nt
Organism: Pseudopodoces humilis (Tibetan ground-tit)
Lineage: Eukaryota; Metazoa; Chordata; Aves; Passeriformes; Paridae
Gene: BEAN1
Product: brain expressed associated with NEDD4 1
Source: RefSeq, a predicted model, not a curated record